Acanthopagrus latus (yellowfin seabream) is the source of this 1430-nucleotide messenger RNA. RefSeq names its product transcription elongation factor A (SII), 2 (gene tcea2). Gene Ontology annotation, cellular component: nucleus. Gene Ontology annotation, molecular function: zinc ion binding; nucleic acid binding. The record is from RefSeq and is a predicted model, not a curated record. Gene Ontology annotation, biological process: DNA-templated transcription; transcription elongation by RNA polymerase II. The coding region runs from base 149 to 1090 and encodes 313 amino acids. Lineage: Eukaryota; Metazoa; Chordata; Actinopteri; Spariformes; Sparidae. The transcript has 10 exons.
CAGCUGGGAGGGAAGGAGACAGACGGGCUGCAGCGUGAAGAGGAGAAGAGAGGAAGAGAAGAGAAGAAGAGGAGGAGAGGAGGAGAGUUUCCCUCCACAUCCAUGGAGCUUCUCUCCGCAGCGCAGGAGGACGAGUGACGCUGGAAACAUGGCGAAAAACCAGGAAGUGGAGCGCAUCGCCAAAAAGCUGGAUAAAAUGGUGCACAAGAAGAACACGGACGGAGCCCUCGACCUGCUGAGGGAACUCAAGAACAUCAAGAUGUCUCUGGAGACCCUGCAGUCGACCAGAGUCGGGAUGUCGGUGAACGCUGUGAGGAAGCAGAGCUCAGAGGAAGAAGUUCAGACUCUGGCCAAAGCUCUCAUCAAGUCCUGGAAGAAACUGCUGGACGGUUCAGAGGAGAAGAAGAAGGAAGGCUCUCCUGUGAGGUCAUCGUCCACCUCCAAGGACUCCGGCAGCAGUGAGAAAAGCAGUAAGAAGUCAGGAGAGUCCCCGACCACGCCCACCUCCCCCACUACUCCCACUACUCCCACCUCCCCCACCACCCCAGCCCUCCCCCCUCGGGUCACCUCCUUCCCCCCGCCGCCCGUCACCACUGACAGCGUGAGGAACAAGUGUCGAGAGCUGCUGGUGGCGGCGCUGCAGACUGACGAUGACCACCGGACCAUCGGAGUCGACUGUGAGCACCUCGCAGCACAAAUCGAAGAAGAGAUCUUCCAGGAGUUCAAGUCGACAGACAUUAAAUACAAAACUCGCCUACGAAGCCGCAUCUCCAACCUGAAGGACCAGAAGAAUCCAGACCUGCGGCGUAACGUCCUGUGUGGGAACAUCUCGCCUCAUCGCAUCGCCAGCAUGACUGCUGAGGAGAUGGCGAGUGCGGAGCUGAAGCAGAUCAGAGAGAAUCUGACCAAAGAGUCCAUCAGAGAGCAUCAGCUGUCGAAGGUCGGAGGGACGGAGACGGACAUGUUCAUCUGCAACAAGUGUCACGGAAAGAGCUGCUCAUACACACAGGUGCAGACACGCAGUGCUGAUGAGCCCAUGACCACCUUCGUGCUGUGUAACAGCUGCGGAAACCGAUGGAAGUUCUGCUGAAGACGACGUUUGUGUGUGUGUAUUAUUCCAUCAUCAAGCUAAAAGUGAAUUGAUUGUGAAUUUUCUUUAUUUUGUAUAAUUUCUUUUUUUUUUUUUAUAUAAAAACUAAAAAAGCUAUAAUAUAUUUAGAGAGAGAGAGUUCAUGUUGUCGUAUUGGUUUAAUUUGUUUUGCAUGGAGCACUUGGAGUUAAUUUCUUACGGUAGAUGAAGCUUUGAGCCAGACUGAAAUCACAUUAGGGCCUUUUGUGGAAACAGUGGAUGUGCCUUUCUUUGCCAUGUUGUGCUGCCACAUAUUUUGCCCUUGAACAUUUAUAUUAAAGUUGCUCUUGGAUCAAGAUGA